GGUAAUCGUCCAUUUAGUCCUGAAUUGUUUGGUUGAUAAAGUUUGUAAAUUCAUUCUUUUCUUCACUCACAAAUCGACAAGAAAGCUUGCAAGUUUCCGUUUGGUAUACAACUGUUCUUUAUUGUCCCCUUUUUUACUAUGUAUCAUUUCAUGAAUUGUUUUUGGUCAACAUGGGUAUGUCCAGGAAUUUAGCAAAUAAUUGCUUGCUGGUGAUCAGAAUAUGGGUUCGUCCGCGUCUAAGCCGCCGGAUAAAAACAUAAACAUUGCUGGUGAUCAGAACAUGGGAACGUCCGUGCCUAAGCCGGUUAAAAACAUAGUUCUAGUAGGGCGUUCUAUCAAUGGAAUAUGCACCACUGGGAACACCAUCCUCGGUCAAAAAAAGUUCACCUCCGAAGGUGCUUUCAUGCACUCUCAGAUGUAUAGUACCACGACACCAGAUGGUCAAAUGAUCAAUGUGAUUAAAACUCCUGGUAUGUUCGAUUUGUCUGUGUCCGAAGACUUCAUAAGUAAAGAAAUAAUCAAUUGCUUAACUUUGGUGGAAGAAGGCAUAGAUGCUGUGUUGUUUGUUCUAUCUGUAAGGAAUCGGAUCUCACAAGAGGAAGAGUAUGCACUUAAUACCCUGCAGCGCAUAUUUGGGAGUAAAAUCUUUGAAUAUAUGAUUUUAUUGCUCACUAACGGGGAAAAGUUCGAGGCGUUCGAGUUUGAAGAUUAUUUUCGGGAAUGUUGUCCUGAAUUUCUUAUGAAAGUUCUCAGAUUCUGCAAUGGCCGAAAGGUCUUGUUUAAUAACAUGACUAAUGAUGAAGGCGUGAAGGCUGAACAAGUCAAUCAGAUUAUGGCCCAUGUCGCAGCAAUUAGUAAGAAAAUAAAUCCGUAUACUAACGAUAUGUAUCGUCAUAUAAAGGUAAGAUUUUUUUUUCUAUAAUCAUAUUCAAUUAA
Molecule: messenger RNA, 936 nt
Organism: Arabidopsis lyrata subsp. lyrata
Lineage: Eukaryota; Viridiplantae; Streptophyta; Magnoliopsida; Brassicales; Brassicaceae
Product: immune-associated nucleotide-binding protein 2
Exons: 3
Coding region: 221-922 (233 amino acids)
Molecular function (GO): GTP binding
Source: RefSeq, a predicted model, not a curated record